CGGAAGCGGAACCCCUCUGUAGUUCCAGAGUUCAUUUCCAUAACCAGUGAAUUAGAGAAAUUCACGCAAAAUAAACAUAUAUUAUUUAUAUUAUCUCGGAAGUAAAUUGAUCACAGUCAUCGCAUUCGUCAUUUUUCGGCUUAUUUCGUAGCAAUGUCCGAGAGAACAGAUAACGGCAUGAAAGCGCGAGUGAUUCUCCAGCAGUGUCUGCAUGCACGACUGCAGGUCAAACCUGCAGAUGCUGAGAGUGAAGCUGAAUGGGUUGAGAUUAAUAGGGGAAUGGUUAUCUACAUCUGCUUUUUCAAAGGUGCAACUGAAGAUAUAAUCCCCAAAAUGGUGAACACUCUGCUGAACAUGAAGCUUUGUGAGACAGAAUCUGGAAAGUAUACCUCAGUCCUUGCACUACCUGGCAGUAUUCUCAUAGUACCCCAAGCCACACUUGGAGGAAAGCCAAAGGGAAAAGGGAUGCAGUACCAUGGCAACAUUGGGAAAGAUGAAGGCUUGAAGCUCUACGACAGCUUUGUGUCUCUCUGUCAAAGUGAACUCUCAGCCUGCAAGAACAGUGACACUGUUACAGAGGUCAAACAUGGAACGUAUGGAAACCGACAAGUACUGAAGCUGGAUACAAACGGACCUUAUACUCAUCUAAUGGAGUUUUAAGAUUAACUUUUUCACUUGUUUGUAGUAUCUUCUUCACAGCAGUGAUCGGUAAUAUAUGGGCGGUUGAAGGACAUGGACCUAUAUGGACUUCAGAAGUACAAAAGACUGUUAAUGCACAUUUAUAGUUCCUCUCCUGAUUAAAGUGCAAAGCAUAAGCCUGG
Messenger RNA from Ctenopharyngodon idella (grass carp), 821 nucleotides. RefSeq names its product D-aminoacyl-tRNA deacylase 2 (gene dtd2). NCBI's taxonomy places the organism in Eukaryota, Metazoa, Chordata, Actinopteri, Cypriniformes, Xenocyprididae. Bases 154 to 660 code for a protein of 168 amino acids. The transcript is spliced from 3 exons. Gene Ontology annotation, molecular function: D-tyrosyl-tRNA(Tyr) deacylase activity. Gene Ontology annotation, biological process: tRNA metabolic process. Gene Ontology annotation, cellular component: cytoplasm. The record is from RefSeq and is a predicted model, not a curated record.